Messenger RNA from Drosophila novamexicana, 3613 nucleotides. It is a transcript of the gene ear, whose product is annotated as protein AF-9. Bases 169 to 3051 code for a protein of 960 amino acids. The record is from RefSeq and is a predicted model, not a curated record. The transcript is spliced from 3 exons. Lineage: Eukaryota; Metazoa; Arthropoda; Insecta; Diptera; Drosophilidae. Gene Ontology annotation, cellular component: super elongation complex. Gene Ontology annotation, biological process: regulation of DNA-templated transcription.
CUGGUGUGAAGUGAGCUUUACACUCACUUUUAUAGUGAAUAUCAUACAAUCGCAGAUCAAUAAACGUUCAUAUUUGUUGCUCUAGCCUUGCACAUGGCACUUUGCGUUAAGAAUAUUGAUAUAGCCGCUAUAGAAGUUUGAUGCGUUACCGUUGCCGGCGUCUUCGAUAUGGCAGUAAAGGUGCAGUUCGAAAUUGGCCACACAUCAAAGCUGCGCAGCAAGAAACAUCCACAGGCCUUCACCCACGAUUGGGAGAUUUAUGUGCAGGGCGUGAACAAGGCAGACAUAAGCGCAUUCGUUGACAAGGUCGUCUUUAUACUCCACGAAUCAUUUCUCAAGCCAAAGCGUGUAAUCAAAGAGCCACCUUAUGCCAUACAGGAGUCGGGCUAUGGCGGCUUCAUACUACCCGUUGAGAUACAUUUUCGGAAUAGGGACGAGCCGAAGCGCGUUAUGUAUCAAUAUGAUUUGGAUCUGCAAAAUUCGGGACCGCCUCGGCAUCGCGUUGAAGUCAAAACGCAUGUCUUUGAGGCGCCUUCGGAGGAGUUUCGUGCCAAAUUGAUGCGUGGCGGCGGUGUACCCGUUUUUGGUGCCAACAUUGCUGCUGCCGGCAGUCUCAGCCGAACAGUGUCACCCAGCGUUGGAGGUGACUUGUCCGGAUCGGAGUUGAACUUGGUGAAAGCGAAGGGUGGUGGCAGCAGCCUGGUGAUCGAGUCUGGUUCCGGAUCCAGUAAGAAGCACAAAUCGCGCGUUGACGAUGGCAAGGUGAACGCUUUCUCCGCAGUCUUUGGCCCGCCCAUUACCAAAGGCAGUGUGGCAGGUGCUAAUCUGCUGGCUAUAACUGCGCCCAAGCAUUCGCCAGAUGCAAAGCUACAAACUGGAUCCAGUAGCAGUAAGAUCAGCUCCCAUGAUACUAAAGAGAAGUCCAGUAAGGAACGCGACAAGUCUAACAGUUCAGACAAACCACGCGAGAAAGACAAGAAGGAUCGGCAUGGCCGUGACAAGGAGCGCAAGUCUGGCAAAUCCGGCGAGAGCAGCAGCAGCAAGCAUGACAAAGACAAGGAAAAAUCAAAGAAGGACAAAACGCGCGACAAAGAGCGCGAACGCGAUCAGAGCAGUAGUGGCUCACUUGCAGCAGUCACUGGUGCCUCAGUCAGGCGCACGGUCAGCCCAAAGACUGGCGCUAGAAGCGGCUUAACCGAAAUGAGUCCCAAGAAGCAGGUGGCGGAUAAUGCCGCUGGCACGCCCAAUGCUCGUUCCAAAGAGCGCGACGAGCACAAGUCAGUGGGUAAAUCUGAGUCAAAGGACAAGGAGCGAAGCUCAAACAAAAAGUCGAAAAAAGAGAAAAAAGACAAGGAGCGUGAACGCGAGCGCGAAAAGCAGCGCGAGGAGCGCGACAAAGAUAAACGUGCUCUAAAGGAUGAGCGCGGACACGGCGACAGUCCGGCUACCGGUAGCAGCAGUAAUCAAACGCAAACAUCACAGUCGCAACAAUCUCAAACCAACUACGAUGCCCUAAAGGCUACUGGCAAGGCCACGCCCAAUUCACUGGGUAGCAGCGCGAGCGCCAGCAGUCUAGCCUCCAGCAGCGGUAAACGUGCCCAAGACAAAGAGGAGCUGACUGGGCCAGCGGCACAAUCAGCCACAGCAUCGACAAAAUCCGCCGAGAAAGUCGCUGAAACCAAAGCCGACAAAACGACGAGCAGCAAUGGUAAUAGCAACGCGGACAAGAAGUCACACAAGCACAAAAAGAAGGACAAGAGCAAAGACAAAGACAAGGAUAAAGAUAAAGACAAGGAGCGCAGCGAACGCGACAAGGACAAGGAAAAGGAGCGCGACAAGGACAAGCCCAAAGACCGUGAAAAGGAUAAGGCGCAACAGUCAUCUGCAGCGGACAAGCCAUCAGCAGCUACAGCAGCAGCAGGAACAGCAACUGAAACAUCACUCAAAACAGAACUGAGCAGCCAGCAGCAGACCGAAGGAAGCACGGAUAAAACUGUAGCCGUAAUCAGCAAGAAAGAGAAGCAUAAAAAGUCUAAGGAUAAGACCGCCAGCAAAGAGGAGAAACGACAGCGCGACGCGGACAGUAAGCACAGCAAUAAACAGGCGACAUCUACAGUAGCACCAGCAGCUCCUGGAGCGGCGCAGGUGCAAAUUAAGGGCUCUAGCAAUUUGGACUUGAGCGACAUGGAUUCGGCACAAUCGGCUCCAGAUCUGGCAGCCACUCAUGCACUGGCAGCAGCAACAGCCGCCACGCUGCAGCAUUCAGACAGCUCCAAUAGCAGUUUUCCCGAUCUGCCGGCAAAAAGCAGCCAACAGAAGAACUCAACGGCCGCGAAGAGUGCACAGAAUAGUGCGCAUGCAAAGGAUACCAAAGCGUCUGAUAAUGCGGGUAAAGAGCACAAAGUCAAGUCAAAGUCUGCCGAAAAGUCUGAAAAGUCAGAGAAGCUGGACAAGUCUCCAGAGGCCAAGACGGAGAAGCUAGACAAGGCGGAUCUCAAGGAGGAAAAAAAACGCAACCGGCGCAACUCGCAGAAUAGCAACAGCGGCAACAGCAAUGCUGCAAGCAAUUUCAUUGAGCCGCCACUGAAAUCCACAAAGAAAGAACAGGCGAGCAAAUCAGCGCGCGAGAAAUCCAAGUCGCCAUCUCUGCGACAGGGACCAGCAGCAUCGGCGGCGUCAGCGGGCAACAACAGUAUUGGCUCUUCGCCGAGCAGCCAUAAUAACAACAACAACAAUAACAACAGCUGUCCAGCAAUAAACAACAACAAUAGCAACAGCGGCCAUUCGCCCGUGGAACCACUCAAUCAGCCGCUAAGUGGUGGCGGCGGCAACUAUACGCCAUUGCCCACAGAAUACCUGAACGAACUGCAGGAGUUGCAUCACAAGAUAAUGACGCUGCAGGAUAACGAGGAACUGCAACAGGUUGUCGAAAUGAUCGCCGCCACCGGUUGCUAUGAGAUCACCCACAAAACGUUCGACUUUGAUCUGUGCAAAUUGGAUCGCGGCACCGUGCAGCGACUCCAAGAGUUCCUGGCGACCUCCGUAUCGUGACACAAAAUGUCAACAGGCACAGCAGCAGCAACGGCAGCCUAUAGCUAAGCGACAUGCACACUCAGAUAACUCUCUCAUGCACAUAACCAAAUAAUCAUUACAAUUUACAAUUAGUUUAACAUUUGAAAUGCAAUGCAAAGUCCCGAAUUAGGUACACCCCAAGUUGUAUUGGCAUCGUGUAUUGGCCAUUUAUUUGUUUAGAUUUUAAGUUGUCUAAGAGCGGGUGAUAAAGGAGUCUAUACCGUAAAGUAUGCGAUACUUUGGCAGGCAGACGGAAACGCCCACUCAAUGAAAGGCUAUCUUUUAGAUACAACAUAACAUUUAACAUAUUUUAACUAUAAUAUUUUGUUUCGGUCCUAGUAUACUUUUUAGUUUCCUACUUGUUUAUUACAUCUGAUGCUAUUUUGUUCAAUAAAUAUUUAUUGAUUUGUAUUUUUCUACAAAUAAAUCCAAGAUCAUGAUUACAAUAGGUUUAACAACACAUACAUAUUUUUUUUUUAAAUAAUAUUAGAAGUAUUGUGAAAGCAAAGAGAAAGCUCAAUCUUUCGCAUUCAAUCCAAAG